AUGAACCGAGUAUCGAAUGUUCGUCUUGGUACGAUACUGUUGCAUGUCCUGAUUGGUCUGUUCUUGUGGCGGCAGAUUGGUCUGACGCCUUCCCAACAGAAGAAUCCUGAUCCACAAGACGAAAAAGUUCGGAACAACCACAAUAGAAAUGACAAACAGAAGAAGACGAGCAACAGACAGUUUGCCUACGCAUCUCUGAUUGGCGGUGUGGAUCCGUCAAAUCCGUCGUACCGUGGAUUCUUGUACAAUGUGAUGCUCCAAGCCACACUGUUGCGUGAGCAUUAUGGUUCCACCAAGGCAGAUUUUGUGCUGUUGAUCCAAAUGUCGUACAACACUCCCGCCACCACGUUACCCGCUACCGACUUGGAGUGGUUGCGCGCCAGUCACAUUGACCAUGUCGAGUACAUUCCCAAAUCGCCGCAUCAAGGCUUUUACGACAUUAAUAUGCAAAAGUUUCGCGUCUUGCAAUGGGUUCAGUAUCAACGGGUCCUCUUUCUCGAUGCCGAUGUCAUGCCGCUGGCCAAUCUCGAGUAUCUCUUUGACAUGAUGACACCCCAACACAACGUGUCACUACAGCCAUUACUAAAGGAAAAUCUGAUUGUAGCGGGGACCCAAGAACCCGGUUCAGGAGGAUUCUUUGUCCUUUCACCGGGACCUCACAAGUGGCAGCAACUCCAAGAUGUGAUUUCCCAACGGGAACGGGACGCUCAACACGCCACGACGCCC
Molecule: messenger RNA, 726 nt
Organism: Seminavis robusta
Lineage: Eukaryota; Bacillariophyta; Bacillariophyceae; Naviculales; Naviculaceae
Source: the annotation of a GenBank genome assembly